Molecule: messenger RNA, 4165 nt
Organism: Lentinula edodes (shiitake mushroom)
Lineage: Eukaryota; Fungi; Basidiomycota; Agaricomycetes; Agaricales; Omphalotaceae
Product: muts domain V-domain-containing protein
Exons: 31
Coding region: 12-3767 (1251 amino acids)
Biological process (GO): mismatch repair
Cellular component (GO): MutSalpha complex; nucleus
Molecular function (GO): ATP-dependent DNA damage sensor activity; ATP binding; mismatched DNA binding
Source: RefSeq, a predicted model, not a curated record
CAUUAACCAUCAUGGCCUCAAAAUCUAAGUCUUCAGAGAAUCUCAAGCAGAAGAGCUUGAUGUCUUUCUUCGGAAAGACACAGGAAUCUACUCCUUCAGCCUCUCAGCAAGCUAAGAAGCAUGCUACAGAAAAACAAUCCAAACCAACACCUAAAGACGCGUCCAAAAUCGCGUCUUCCGACAAUGUCCUCCAGACUCCAGCGCCCAAAAAGCCAAAUUUACACGCUCUCAACUCCUCUGCAGCUGCAAGUUCGUCCUCAUACAGCAGUGGUAUAAAAGAUACUCCUCCUACUAGUGAUGCCAUUGACGUAGAUAUGCUGUCUUCUGAAGAGUCAGAACGUAGUAAACCUCGGGGAGCAACUAAACGAAGGCGCGUUGUAGAUGAUUCAGAUGAGGAUAUUCAAGCGUCUGGAACGUCUUCAAACUCAAGACAUUCAUCGUCCUUGCCACCAUCAUCACCUUCUGAAAGAAGAAGUCGUAUAAAGAAGGCUCGAUACUCGGAACUGACACCAGAUGAGGAUGAAGAGGAUUCAGAAGUCUCCAGCUCGUUUACGCACAGGAUCACUAAGUUCAGAAAAUCUCCAGCAAAGACGGGACGAAGAUCCUCCAAGGCCUCAGAAGACGACGACGACUUCAUUGUCCCGUCCGAGGACUCAGAUGCUGACGUUGGAUCAAUGAAAACUUCCUCCUCUCGACCUUCAUCGCGCCAAUCAUUACUUUCUGACGAGGUCGAAGACGAAGAGGAGGAGCCUAUCUCCAAGAAAUUGAAAUCGAAAGGCAAAGCCAAUAUCAAACCUAAAGCUUCUACCCAAACGUCUGACUCAUUCUCCUUCCUCACUGCGGCGGAGCAACGGGAGCAAGAUAAGAAAGAAGAAAAAAAAGCAACAGAGAGUCCAUACGGGUUUUUGCAGGAUGUUAAGGAUAAAGACGGCUGUCGCCCAGGGGAUCCUAAAUACGACCCAAGAACGUUGUACAUUCCCACCAAGGCCUGGAAAGAGUUCACUCCGUUCGAAAAACAGUUUUGGGAAAUUAAGCAGAACCAUUAUGAUACUAUUCUAUUCUUUCAAAAAGGAAAGUUCUUUGAGCUCUAUGAAGAUGACGCAAGAGUUGGUCAUCAAGAGUUCGAUUUGAAGCUCACGCAGAGGGUCAAAAUGUCAAUGGUUGGGGUUCCAGAAAUGUCUUUCAACUUUUGGGCCGCGAAAUUUCUGGGCAAAGGAUAUAAAGUCGGCAAAGUAGAGCAAUCUGAGACUGCGUUGGGAGCAGAAAUGCGACUGGCAGAUGACAAGAAAAGCGGCAAAAUUAAAAGCGGAGAAAAAGAAAAGAUUGUUAGACGAGAACUCAAUAAAGUCUACACAAACGGAACCUUAGUCGACGGCGAAAUGAUUACCGACGACGAAGCAGGUCAUUGCAUUUCUAUUCGUGAAAUUGAAUCAGACGAUGGAUCUCAUAACACGUUCGGUAUCUCGGUUUUGGACUGCUCGACGUCCCAAUUCGAUCUUGCUGUAUUCGAGGACGAUAUCUGCCGUACCAAGCUUGAGACAAUGAUUAGACAAAUUCGGCCUAAGGAAAUGCUUUUCACCAAGGGAAACCUCUCCAUUUCCACCACGCGACUUUUGAAAUCUAUUUUGCCCGCAGCUUGUCUUUGGACUGCAUUGCGCGAGGUCGAGGCUCGAAGCUAUGACGAUACCCUCGAAGACUUGAAAGCCCGGUUCCCUCCUACCGAUACCGAAGAAGUGGCUGAUACUGAUGAUGUUCAAUUAUUACCUGAAAGUGUUCCAAAACCAAUCAGAGAUAUGGCUGAUUCUAGACCUGCUAUUGAGGCGCUGGGGUCGAUGAUGUGGUACUUGCAACAGUUGAACAUCGACAAAGAUAUCAUCACUAUGAGAAAUUUCAAUAUCUAUGACCCCAUGAAGCGGGGUGAAGGUCUGGUGCUCGACGGUCAAACUUUGGCUCACAUCGAGGUCCUACUGAACAAUGAAGGUACCGAGGACGGAUCUCUCUUGAAGUUGCUCGGACGGUGCAUCACACCUUUCGGUAAGAGACUGUUCAGGAUCUGGUUGUGCAUGCCUCUUCGGGAAAUCGCAGCUAUCAAUGCAAGACUGGAUGCUGUUCAAGAUCUCAUCGACCACCCGACCUUUGAAAGUUCUUUUACAGAAACUGCUAAAGGACUACCUGAUCUUGAACGAGUCGUUUCUCGAAUUCAUGCUCGCAACUGUAAAGUGAAGGAUUUCUUGAAAGUGCUUGGAGCGUUCAAGAAACUCAGUCGAGGUCUCAGCGAUCUUGCCAAUGCGUCAGAGACCUUCGAAUCAAAAACUAUCUUGGGAUUGCUUCGUAGCGCACCGGACCUCAUUAAAAACAUCAAGAACAUCGAAUCUAUGUUCGAGAAACCCUCUUCAGAUAAAGAUGAUGAAUUGAUACCUCGUGAUGGAAAAGAUGAGACAUACGACGAGGUUAUGGCUGAGAUCGAGGAAUUGGAGCAGGAGUUAGAUGGUGCGCUAAAAAAGUUUGAGAAGAUACUUGGAGUCAAGUUGAAUUGGUGGCACAGUGCUGUUGGUUCAAAGGAGAUUUACAUGGUAGAGACUACGGCUGGGCAAAAAAAUAUUCCGAAAGAGUGGACCAAAAAUAGUGGCACGAAGGCUAAAACGCGCUGGCUAGUUCCUUCCCUCCAAAAAUCGAUUCGUUCCUUGAAGGAAGCCAGGGAAAGACGUAACGCCGCUAUCAAGGAGUUCAAAUUUCGGCUUUAUGCUGAGUUCGAUGAGGAUCGCUCCGUCUGGCUUCGCACUAUCCGGGUAUUUGCUGAACUAGACUGUUUAUUCAGUCUAGCAAAAUCGUCCACGGCCAUAGGUGAACCCGCCUGCCGUCCGGAGUUUGUUGAAGAUGAGGCUGCAUGGUUCGAUUUCAAGGGCUUGAGGCAUCCGACGUUGUGUGCGAGCACAAGUGUGGAUGAUUUUAUCCCGAAUGAUGUCAAACUUGGUGGUGAUGUUGGGAAGAUUGCAUUGCUUACUGGACCCAACAUGGCUGGAAAGUCGACGGUGAUGCGUAUGACUGCUACCGGCAUCAUAAUGGCACAACUGGGAAUGUUCGUCCCCGCUGAGAGUGCACGGCUUUCACCAGUUAAUUCCAUUUUGACACGUAUGGGAGCAUACGAUAACAUGUUCUCGAAUGCUAGUACCUUUAAGGUAGAAUUAGAUGAAUGCUGUAAGAUUCUACGUGACGCUACGCCCAAAUCGUUUGUGAUUCUAGAUGAGCUCGGUCGUGGUACAUCAACAUAUGAUGGAAUGGCUAUCGCAGGAGCUGUCCUGCAUGAACUUGCUACCCACACCUUACCGCUAUCAUUUUUUGCAACUCACUAUGGUUCCUUGACCGACGACUUCGCAUACCAUCCAAACAUCCGAAAUAUGUAUAUGUCAACCAUCGUCGAUGAUGAAAAACGCGCUAUUGUUUUCUUAUACAAACUCGUUGAGGGGGUCGCUACUUCUUCUUUCGGUACCCACGUCGCCAACCUUGCAGGAGUACCGAUGGAGGUCGUUGAGCGUGCAGACACCAUCUCCAAAAACUUUGCCGAGCAGUUCAAGGCAAAGCUCCAGGAGAAGCAAAAGAGCCGUGCCUCGGGGCGGCUUCCGCUCGUUGCUCAAGCAGAUUUUGCUUAUCUGAUCCAGCUUGCCACUGGAAAAGUUCAGCUCCCGGAGGACCAGGCAAAGCGUAAAGUUGUCUUAUCAAUAAUGAAGAAGGUGGCGCAAACAUAUAUCGCUACUUCAGCUUCAUGAAGUCUUUGCCCUUGCUAUCUUUGGAAGACUGUUGCAUUGCUUUGCAUAAAAUAAAUAGAUACCCCUAAUACGUUAUGCUACACACUGUAUAUAUACUCAAUCAGCUGCUAGAAUAUAGAGAACAUCGCAGUCGUCCGUGCUGCUACCAACAUAUACACACCAAAUGCUCCGCAUAACGAUACAGCACUUUGAGGUAUAGCCUUAUUGGUACUAUGUCCCGAAAUAGAGGUCGCGCUGAUACUCCCAGGAUUCGACGAGAAGCUGAUUGUGGGACCAACUGCAAUGGUCGUCGGAAACCCAGACUCUGAACUUGAAGAUGAGGGAAUCGACACCGCUGAGGGCUCCAAUGACGCUGGUAACAGCAAUGGGGAGGCAGACACUGUAGCCGUCUGAGGCUG